UCGGGCUGUCGCUAUGGAGUAGUCGGAGCGGAGCUGAGUGGCGGUGGCAGCAGCGGCUGCGAAGUGGGGAGGCCUCGCCCGCGGCUUCCCCUGCGGCGCAGGCAAAGUGUAAAGUUGGAAACAUGGAGUCCAUGCUUAAUAAAUUGAAGAGUACUGUUACAAAGGUAACAGCUGAUGUCACCAGUGCAGUUAUGGGAAAUCCUGUUACCAGGGAAUUUGAUGUUGGCCGACAUAUUGCCAGUGGAGGGAAUGGGCUUGCUUGGAAGAUCUUUGAUGGAACUAAAAAGUCAACAAAACAGGAAGUUGCUGUAUUUGUCUUUGAUAAAAAGUUAAUAGACAAGUAUCAGAAAUUUGAAAAGGAUCAGAUUAUUGAUUCUUUAAGACGAGGAGUCCAACAGCUAACAAGGCUUCGACACCCUCGACUACUUACUGUCCAACAUCCAUUAGAAGAAUCCAGAGAUUGCUUGGCAUUUUGUACAGAACCAGUCUUUGCAAGUUUAGCUAAUGUUCUUGGCUGCUGGGACAACCUACCUUCUCCUUUACCAUCUGACAUUAAGGAAUAUAAACUUUAUGAUGUGGAAAUGAAAUAUGGCUUGCUUCAGGUUUCUGAAGGUUUGUCCUUUCUGCACAGCAGUGUGAAAAUGGUCCAUGGAAAUAUCACUUCUGAAAAUAUAAUUUUGAAUAAAAGUGGAGCAUGGAAAAUCAUGGGAUUUGAUUUUUGUAUCCCGUCAACAAAUCCUUCUGAACAAGAGCUGAAGUUCCCUUGCAAAGAAUGGGACCCAAACUUGCCAUCCUUGUGUCUUCCAAAUCCUGAGUAUUUGGCACCUGAAUACAUUCUUUCAGUGAGCUGCGAGACAGCCAGUGACAUGUACUCCUUAGGCGCUGUCAUGUAUUCAGUUUUUAAUAAAGGGAAACCGAUUUUUGAGGUCAACAAGCAGGAUAUUUAUAAAAGUUUCAGUAGACAGCUGGAUCAGCUAAGUCGUUUAAGCUCCGGCACUCUUCAGAAUAUACCGGAGGAAGUUCGUGAACACAUAAAGCUACUGUUAAAUGUAGCUCCUACAGUCAGACCAGAUGCAGAUCAAAUGACUAAGAUACCCUUCUUUGAUGAUGUUGGUGCAAUGACACUACAAUAUUUUGAUUCUUUAUUCCAAAGGGAUAAUCUUCAGAAAUCACAGUUUUUUAAAGGGCUGCCAAAGGUUCUGCCAAAACUCCCUAAGCGUGUUAUAAUCCAGAGAAUUUUGCCUUCUUUGACCUCAGAGUUUGUGAAUCCUGAUAUGGUACCCUUUGUUCUGCCUAAUGUUCUUCUGAUUGCUGAGGAGUGCACCAAAGAAGAGUACAUCAAGCUCAUUCUGCCUGAUCUUGCCCCUGUUUUUAAACAGCAAGAACCAAUCCAGGCUAGCAACAUGAUUUUACUGAUUUUCCUGCAAAAAAUGGACUUGCUACUAACCAAAACUCCACCAGAUGAAAUAAAGAACAGUGUUCUACCAAUGGUUUAUAGAGCCUUAGAAGCACCUUCAAUUCAGAUUCAGGAACUUUGCUUAAAUAUAAUUCCCACAUUUGCUAACCUAAUAGAUUAUCCAUCAAUGAAAAAUGCAUUAAUACCAAGAAUUAAAAAUGCAUGCUUACAAACUUCUUCUCUUGCCGUCCGUGUAAACUCACUAGUGUGCUUAGGAAAGAUUUUGGAGUACUUGGAUAAGUGGUUUGUACUUGAUGACAUUCUGCCUUUCCUACAACAAAUUCCAUCCAAGGAACCUGCAGUACUAAUGGGAAUUUUAGGUAUUUACAAAUGCACAUUUACUCACAAGAAGUUGGGAAUUACCAAAGAACAACUUGCAGGAAAAGUAUUACCCCAUCUGAUUCCUCUGAGUAUUGAAAACAAUCUAAAUCUCAAUCAGUUCAAUUCUUUCAUUUGUGUCAUAAAAGAUAUGCUUAAUAGACUGGAAGCUGAGCAUAAGACCAAACUUGAACAACUUCAUGUAAUGCAAGAACAGCAGAAAACUUUGGAUAUAACUAAUCAAAUGAAUGUAUCUGAAGAGGCAAAAUCUAGCAGUACUAGUAAUCAGAUUGACACAGUGUUUAACAGUAUAGGUACUGACUUGCUAACUAGCGGAUCUGAUAGCAAAGAAAAUGAACUGUCAUCAAAACAGAGAAAGACAUCACUUACACUUGAAGAGAAGCAAAAGUUAGCAAAAGAACAAGAACAGGCACAAAAAUUGAAAAACCAGCAGCCACUUAAGCCUCAAAUGCAUACAAUCACACCUCCAGUAAAACAGGCAAAGGACUUAACAGAAACUUUGAUAGAUAAUAUGUCAUCUUUGACCAGUCAUUCUAUUAGUAAACCUAAAGUUGCUUCUUCAGGCAGCUUCUCUUCUGUCCCAUCUAUGGGUAUUGGAAUGGGGUUUUCAUCACCUGUUGACAGCACAAAAAGAAACAUGACAAAUGGCCUGAAUACUACCAUAGGUCUUCAGACUUCUGGAUUCAGCAUGGGGGCUGGUACCACAAACCAGAAUUUCUUCAGCAGUCCAAGUGGAACUGGAACAGCCAAGGUUAACAUAGUGCCAGCCCCCAAUAUGCCAAACUAUAGCCCUGUGAGUGCAACAUCUGCAGUCUCACAGCUGACCCAACAAAACAGACCUGCAGAUAUGUCUUCUCUAGAUAAUCUUUUUGGUCCUCAAAAACCCAAAGUCAGUAUGAACCAGCUGGCACAGCAGAAAUCAACCCCGUGGGUUAAUCAAUUUGUACCCCCUCAGGGGUCCCCAGGCACAACCAGUUCAGUGUUGGGACCACAGAUGAACAUAGUAGGACAACCUGGUUUUGGUAUGCAGGGUAAUCCUUUCUUUAAUCCUCAGAACUUUGCACAGCCAACAAACAACACUAUGACAAGCAGCAGCUCAGCUAGCAAUGACUUAAAAGAUCUUUUUGGGUAAAAUGUUUUGCUUUCUUUUUCAAUGAUUGCUACAGUUUGAAUCAUGGGUAAGCUGACUGACAUCUUAUUAUGAUUUGGUAAAAAUUUAACUAAGAAAAUUUCCCAUCUGGCAAAAUAAAGUUUUUUGCACAGGAAAAAAGACUAUUUACCUGCUGACUGGAUAAUAUUGUGGAAUUGCUUAAGUGUAAAGUCACCUUAUGCAAUAAAUAGUUUGCUUUAUUUUCCCAAUCUCAGAGCUUUGAAGUCAGGAUACAUUUAACCUUCAUAUGUCUAUUCAUAAAAAAACUAAAUUUUCAGAAAUUUGUGUGUGUGGUUUUUUUACUCCAUCAGUUAAAAAGCCACAUCUU
This is a messenger RNA of Gavialis gangeticus (Gharial), 3273 nucleotides long. RefSeq names its product SCY1 like pseudokinase 2 (gene SCYL2). The coding region runs from base 123 to 2927 and encodes 934 amino acids. Gene Ontology annotation, biological process: protein phosphorylation. The transcript is spliced from 19 exons. Lineage: Eukaryota; Metazoa; Chordata; Crocodylia; Gavialidae. Gene Ontology annotation, molecular function: protein kinase activity; ATP binding. The record is from RefSeq and is a predicted model, not a curated record.